CGGCACUUUAGCUCAUCAUUCCAGUUUCGACACGUCGAUGUUUGCCGUCGUUCGUUUCGGAUGUCCUGUCGUCAACGUUCUCGUUAGUCCGUAACGUUCUGUUAUCGUCGUCGUGUACCCUGUGCUGCCCAAGACAACGUCUCGUUCCAGUGCCCGCAGGAAUAAGCAUCGUUUGCAACGUUGGAGCAAGGACAAGGUUGCCGGCUGGUCUUCGCCGACUCUUCGCCAUCGAGUCAUUCACGUUUACGAUUGUACUGAAGGUAUCGGGAAAAAAUGAAGUCGCGAACAGUCACUACUAUGAUCAUGAUGAUGGUCGUCCUACUCGUCGUGCCACUUCUAAACGGGCAUAUGCCUAGUCCUACCCCACAUGUCCCUACUACACCUCCCCCAGACACUUCAUCCAUGGCGCCCACAUCGCAGCCCCAGCUACCAACGACACCCACACCGCAGCCCCAGCUACCAACGACACCCACACCGCAGCCCCAGCUACCAACGACACCAGCCACAAUGAAUGCAACAGGAACUCCAGCACGAACACAAACCACAGGACCAGCGGAAGUGGUGUGCACUUCAGGCACAACCAGCACGAAAGAGGAUUCAACUUCAACGGCUACUUUGGUAGUCUCUGCUGUCCUUCUAGUCGGCUGGCCCUCCAUUGUCUACUUGUCGGGAAUUUUACAUUGAUUCGGUAUAUAUGCUGCUUUUGUAGGGGAGGCGGAGUCCGCAGAUCUUCAAUUUAAUUGUCUGAUGAGGAAGUGCUUUGGUGGCUGUCAAACAUGCUUGUUAUCGCAUUUCAUCUUGACCAGCUGGUUGCCAUGCCAAUGCCCUGUAAGGUUGUGUUUCAAGCCGGAGACUAUUGAACACUCACCAUCUUAACUGCAGCUACCAGCUGCCCUGCAUACAGUGAAGCUACUUGGAUGACCACAUCUUCAUGCAAUGCUGCUGCUGUUGCUGGGAAAGUAACCGCGGGUAGAUUCCGACAUAUUGUUCAUUCAACCUAUCCAGUACAUUACAAACUCACUCCAGUUGCACAUACUCUUUUUCAACAGUACAUGUACUCUGUAGCAAUUCUGUCACCGCCUCGCAUCUUUGUUCCAUGCAAUCAGUUUAUGCACUCAUUGUAGUCAAUGUAGUCAAUGUACGCUAACUUGAUGAACUGCCUGAUUUCGAAGCAUUGUGCCUUUGAUUGUCGUUUUUGUUCGUUUUGUCCUGGUUAUCUAUUCAGCUCAGUUCUCAAUUCUGCAUAAACUGUUUCUAUACAGUCAUCCUGUACUGUGAUAUAUAUUUUCAUAGUUGUACAUGGAGCUGGCAGCUAGCACCCAUCAUUGUGCUGGUGUACUCCACUGGCUCAUUUUUCUUUGUGACUUGCAUUGAAUACCAGUGCAUGAAUAGCAGUUCAGGUGUACUCUAGCGAUCACAAACAACUUCACAAGUAGCACAUUGCUUUGUAUAUUAUGAUCAGUAUGUCUGAUAUCACUUGCUCAAGCAAAUGAUACCAUAGUGAGAUUAGUCAAAUCAUCCAAAAUA
This is a messenger RNA of Sycon ciliatum, 1527 nucleotides long. RefSeq lists its product as uncharacterized. Lineage: Eukaryota; Metazoa; Porifera; Calcarea; Leucosolenida; Sycettidae. Bases 274 to 684 code for a protein of 136 amino acids. The transcript is spliced from 6 exons. The record is from RefSeq and is a predicted model, not a curated record.